AUGGGCUUCGACAAUCUGAAGCGCCCCCUCUUCAACGAGAGGAGGACCCUGAUUAACUACCCUGCAGUAGUCAUGCAAAUCGAUCAGGAUGCUCAAGCCGUCAUUUUUGAUGACGAUCCAAAGCGAUAUAUGGCUCGCAUAGGCACCAUUUCUCCCGAAGAUAGGCAAAUCCGAGUUACCAGAAGCGUCUCGACAAUCGUUCAGUUCCGCGUCUUGGACUACGGGAUGGAAUGGUGUGAUCUACAGUUGACUAUACCCUUGAAUUCGGACGACUCGGUACAAAUAUGCGAUGGCAAUAUGGCUCUGGCCAUACACCGACUCAACGCCUCAUCGCUACUGAACGGAAAGAAGCUUGGCUACAAGGCAAGGCCUGCACGCGUCAGCAAAAUCGCAGAGAUCGAAUUGAGCAAAAUGAAGGACGUCGAUUUUCGCCGCCGCGUGUCUUGCAGAAUGGGGGAAGUCUUGACCUUCGAGAUUGUGCAUUCCUCGGUGGAGAGCGAUUGCUACGUGGAAUGGUGGCAGGACCCCGACAAAUCUACUACAGCCGUAUACGUAGUCCAACACUCCACAGCGUAGAACCCUUGCGAACGACAUUUCUGCAGGUGCGGGCUCAGAGUUGAGGAGGUGAAGCAUUGAUAUUGAAUACGAAUGAGAUCAUCUAUUCCGUACGAACUACUUUUGAGACUUCAUUAUCUACGCGCG
Gloeophyllum trabeum ATCC 11539 is the source of this 702-nucleotide messenger RNA. RefSeq lists its product as uncharacterized. Lineage: Eukaryota; Fungi; Basidiomycota; Agaricomycetes; Gloeophyllales; Gloeophyllaceae. The transcript is spliced from 3 exons. Bases 1 to 576 code for a protein of 191 amino acids. The record is from RefSeq and is a predicted model, not a curated record.